AUGCGAUGUGGACAGAAGUCAUGCCAAGCCUCCCACUACUACAACUUCGUGUGGAGCAACGGCAUCAAGACCAAUUCGCUCGAUCCCAACCAGGCCGAGUAUAUCUUCGUGACCGCCAACACCGGGUUCCACGUCUCCUUCCUUGCUUAUCACGAUGCCCUGCAAUUCAGAGGCUACUUGAGCAAUCACGCCAUCGCCUGGUCCCAAACGAACGCAUUAUGGGCAGAUGACCAUGCACAUGCUCGAUUUCACAAGGACUAUGCAUUGGCUCGUCUUCUCUGGAAUGUCAUGAGCGAACUGUCGGUCAUGUGGAAAUCCACUAUGCCAAGCACUUCCAUUCAGAAACUUCGCACAAUUCGCGUAGAUGAUCCUGUGCAUGAAGGGCAUCUUCGGGACUUCCACCGAUGGUGGCAAACCAUCGAAACUCCCCAUCGCAUGUCGCAGUCUGUCAAAGAGAUCGCUGUCGAUGGCCACGAGAAGAUCGCCACAAAGUGCUAUCAUGAAGCACCAGCUCGCGGUGGUCGUCCUCGGAAGGAUGGCCAUGUCAAAUUGUUCUACAACGGCUGGUUCAUGGCGACACACCCUGGGACCGGAGUCAUCCUAGGCCUUUUUGAGAUGAAAGAUCCAGAGAAUUCGGAUGUUGCGCUCAAUCUUGUGCAAAAUUUGCUACCGCAUUAUCCCAAAGUGGAUGCAGUACUCUACGAUCGAGCCUGUAGCAUCUUCAAGAAGGCUAAGAACACACAGGAUUUGAAGCCUGUCAAGUUCUGGUGUGUAGACAAAUUCCACGCAAAGGGACAUUGCAACAAAUGUAAAUGUUCCCCGUCUGUGGUGCCAGCAAUCGAUAAGCGACUGAAAAGAGUCAACACAUCGAUUUCUGAACAGGUGUUUUCGUGGUUCCGUGGGUACAGCUCCACAUUCAACUCCAUGAACGCGAAACACCAAAGAUUCUAUGUGUUGGCUUACUCGCGUCGACACAAUCAUUUGCAAAAAUUAGAUGACAUGCAGCACCUCAAUCCUUGGUCUGCCCGUAAGUCCACUUUGAAGCGAGCCGGCGUGCUGCAGAAGCCAGCCAGCCGCAAAUAUAAGUGUAGGGUCAAGAAGCAAGCCGUCUUGAAGAGACCCGCACAGAAAUGA
Cladocopium goreaui is the source of this 1134-nucleotide messenger RNA. NCBI's taxonomy places the organism in Eukaryota, Dinophyceae, Suessiales, Symbiodiniaceae. The record is from the annotation of a GenBank genome assembly.